Molecule: messenger RNA, 3929 nt
Organism: Hipposideros armiger (great roundleaf bat)
Lineage: Eukaryota; Metazoa; Chordata; Mammalia; Chiroptera; Hipposideridae
Gene: ZFYVE28
Product: zinc finger FYVE-type containing 28
Exons: 13
Coding region: 168-2816 (882 amino acids)
Biological process (GO): negative regulation of epidermal growth factor-activated receptor activity
Cellular component (GO): early endosome membrane
Molecular function (GO): metal ion binding
Source: RefSeq, a predicted model, not a curated record
CGGACCCGCAGCUGCUUGCCCAGUUCUACUAUGCGGAUGAGGAGCUGAACCAGGUGGCCGCUGAGCUGGACAGCCUGGACGGGCGGAAGGACCCGCAGCGGUGCACACUGCUCGUCAGCCAGUUUCGCUCCUGCCAGGAUAACGUGUUAAACAUCAUUAACCAGAUCAUGGACGUGUGCAUCCCCCAGGACCGUGCCCCAAGGGACUUCUGCGUCAAGUUCCCCGAGGAGAUCCGGCACGACAACCUCGCCGGCCAGCUGUGGUUCGGUGCCGAGGGCCUGACACCAGGCUGGCUUUUGUGUCUUGAAUGCAGUGGCCUCGUGGUCUAUGCGGACGGACCUCUGAACUUGGACCGCAAGGCGGAAGACAUGUCUGAGCUGUUCCGGCCCUUCCACACGUUACUGCGGAAAAUAAGGGACUUGCUGCAGACCCUGAGCGAGGAGGAGCUCCACACGCUGGAACGGAACCUCUGCAUUUCCCAAGACGUGGAGUUCCCCAUCCGAGCAGAUGUGCAGGGGCCCCCUGCCCUGGCCCCCACCUUCCCCACACCCCUCCCUCCCGAUGAGCUGCUCUCUGCCAAGGCCACAAACCCGGAGGCCGAGCUGGCCUGCUCCAUGCAGUACGACGACCAGGAGCUGGAGCAGCUCAGCCGCAUGGUGCACAGGGCUGGGGACGAGAUGUCAUCCCUGCUGUCCCCGCCCAGCGCCUGCCAGUCCCCGGCGCGCAGGCUGGGCAGCGAGGGCAGCCCCCGGGUGGAGGCAUCCCCGGGCAGCGGGCGGCUGCGGCCCGGCAGUGACGAGGAGGACGGAACAGUAUUCUUCAUGGAUGACGUGGAGGGGGCAGCGGAGGCCACGGGCAGCCCAUCUGGGUGGACGGGCACUGCCAGCACCGACCCCCAGGACACAGGGCAGGGCGGGGAGGCGGGGGUCCGCGUGUCAGGGGAGAAGGAGGACCUGAGUAAUAACAACAACACCCAGGACGACAAGAUGCGGCCGGCCGGCCCCAACUCCUGCAGCUGCCUGGACGCCCAGCCGCACCUGGACGGCUGGGAGGUGAGUGUGGACGAUGCUGGGACGGCCGAGAUGAUUGCCCACCGGACAGGGGGCAUGAAGCUCUCAGCCACGGUCAUCUUCAAUCCCAAAUCGCCCACCUCCCUGGCCUCUGCCGUCACCGCCCUGGAAGCCCCCGGAAACAGCAUUCCCCCGCUGGAGCCCGUGGCCGAGGGGAUGGACGGUGACUCCCACAAACUGAGCACUGCGGCCACCAACUGCCUCAUUAACUCCUGCGUGUGCUGUGGGAGUUGUGGGGGCAGCAGGGAGGACACAGGUGAGAGCCUGCGGGACAAAUGCAGCCCUGGAGGCAUUGUCGGAGCCUCUUAUGUUGGCUCAGCCAAGGCCAGCGCCAAGGGCGAGGCGGAGAGCCUGGAGGAGGCCCAGCCUGCCCUGGAGGCACUGCCCGUGGGCACCCUGGCCUCCCUACCCUCAGAAGAUGCCCCCGACAGGCAGGAACCCAAAGUCCCUACUUCCAGCAAGUGCCUGGCACACACCUCAGGGCCCCCGGGGGACUCAGCAGACAGGCUGCUCAGUGGGGGCGAUGGCGCAAGUCAGCAGGAGCCUGAGGGCGGACAGCAGGACGCCGGGCAGCCCUUGGGCCCCAGGCCAUUUGUGAGGCGCAAACCCAGGUUCAUCGGCCACGUCCAUGGGAUGAAUUCUUAUCCACAACCUGCUGGACGGCUUUCGUCCUCAAGGCACCUGACUCGGGCCCAGCGUCAAUUGGUGACAGCCAAUGGACACCUAUUCUGUCUGGAACCCGCUCUUGCUUUCCUGACCUGCCCUGCCAUGGACACUGCUCGGUCACGUCACACUGUCAGGUCUCAAAGGCUGAAGCUGAGCCGAGCAAAGGAAAGACAACCCCCACCGUGGACUCCUCCGCCCUUUGCUGGGGGCCCUGGGUCCAGCUCCAAGCAGCUGCGGCUGCAGAGAGGCAGCACCCUGUUUCUGGAGCAUGGCGCCGCCUCCCCCUGGGCCCCAUCGACCUUCUUCCCUCUAUGGAGGGAACAGUUUGAGAUCCUUCUGGUGCCCCUCCAGACCAGGCCACGGGCAGCCUUGGUGCCCAGCCCAGGGACGGGCCAGAUGCCGCCGGCACAGGCUGAUCUUCUCCAGCAGCUUGUGGUGGGCAACCGCAGGGGCCGGCUGCUCGAUGCCCUGGGGCAGCGCCUGCCCUGGGCGGGGCCUGGUCGCAGCUCCACAGUGGACAAGCCCACGCCGGAGGCGGUCCCCGCGGCCACAAGGGAGAAGAUCCGGUCGAGGUUCCACGGCAGCCACGACCUCAUCCACCGCCUGUUUGUCUGCAUUUCAGGUGUGGCUGACCAGCUGCAAACCAACUAUGCCAGUGACCUGAGAAGCAUUCUCAAGACCCUCUUCGAGGUCAUGGCCACCAAGCCAGAAACGGACGACAAGGAAAAGUUAAAGAAGGUCACCCAGACCCUGCGGAGUGCGGCCUUGGAGGACUGCGCCCUGUGCCAGGAGACCCUGUCGUCCUCCGAACUUGCAGCCAAGACCCGAGAUGGGGACUUGGAAGACCCGCCCGAGUGGGUCCCAGAUGAGGCCUGUGGCUUCUGCACCGCGUGCAAAGCGCCCUUCACCGUCAUCCGCAGGAAACACCACUGCCGCAGCUGUGGGAAGAUUUUUUGCUCCCGCUGCUCCUCACACUCUGCCCCGCUGCCCCGCUACGGGCAGGUGAAGCCGGUCCGCGUGUGCACACACUGCUAUGUGUUCCACGUCACGCCCUUCUACAGCGACAAGGCAGGAAUCUGACAGCAACGGGUACUCACCAGACCCCCAGGGCCCAAAGGGCGCCCAGGAAGGCGCCGAGGAAGGCUCCCCACCCCUCCUUCCAGGCGCGGGCUUCCAGAGGGUUCAUGCAUUUCAUCGAGCUGCUGCCAAGGAGACUUCCAGAACAUCCAGUGCCUCCGUCCCAGCCACACUGGUUGCCCGGCCUAUGGGGACCCCAGGCCAGCUGCAGGGGCCAACAGGAGGUCAGCUUUGGCCAGCGAGGAUACCCAGGGUGCCAGGUGGCUGCCCAGGCACAGGUGGGCUCGCCCCCUGCCUGUCCACCUGCCUGCUGAGCUGCUGCGUCAAGGCUCGGCCACCGCAGAAGGCCUGCUCAGCGCUUGUUCGUGACAGGGAAGUGGGGGCCUGGUCUGAGCCCCAGGCAACCUCAGCACCAGGGAUAAAUGCGGGGCAGGUGGUAGACACCUACGGGGGAAGGGUCAGGCCUUAGGGCCCCCUGGGGCUUCCCAUGUGCUUGCUGGAUGAGAAAGACAGGGCGUCCUUCUCUCCCCCGCGCCCUAAGGCCACAGCUCCCACCUCAUCCCCAGGCACCACCCCCUCCCCACUCCCCUCAGGACCUCGGCUGAACAACAUGCAUCUCUUUACACCCAUGGUCCUCUCGGCAAGUAGCGUGCCCCUGCGUUGCCCGUCCGCCCCUGUCUACCAGCUCAUGGGGAGGGGCAGCAUAGAGACCCACAGGCAGAGGUUUCUAGGUCUUUGGGUGGCCAAGGACACCAAGUGUCGCCCACUCCCUUCCCACUUCCCCUUCCCUCUGCACCCCUGGGACCUUGGCUCACCUCCUCAGACCCCUGAGCGGCCCGGGUCCCAGCUCGGACACCUCCUCAGGCUUAAAUCUCAGGCUUUACAUUGCAAUGACAAUUGCAGCUUUAUUUUUAGAGAGAUGACAUACCUACCGCUUCUUUUAUAGGAUAAAACCCAAUUACUAUUUAACAGUGGAAUAUACGUGCAUAAAAAUGGCUUCGGGGGGGGGAGGAGUAUAUAAUGGAGUAAAUAUUAUGUAUUGAGAUUAUCUUUAUUUUCUAAAUGCUGUAAUUUGAAACCAUUUCCAUAAAUCUAUUUAUGGACUGCAGACACUCA